Messenger RNA from Phytophthora nicotianae INRA-310, 267 nucleotides. RefSeq lists its product as hypothetical. The record is from RefSeq and is a predicted model, not a curated record. The transcript has a single exon. Bases 1 to 267 code for a protein of 88 amino acids. NCBI's taxonomy places the organism in Eukaryota, Oomycota, Peronosporomycetes, Peronosporales, Peronosporaceae.
AUGACGUCCACGUCCACCGCCGACACCACCAACCAGCUCUUCCAACAGUUCAAAGUUGAUCAAGCGACAUCCAAUGUACUUAAGAGCGCCCAAUUUAAUGACUGGGCCAGCUCUGCAGCCAAAGCGUACAAGACAAACCAGGAGGCGGCCGAUACAGCAACGCUCAUGACGCUAACGGCUCGCUAUGGCGAUGAAUCUAUUGCCAGUAUGCUAGCAUCCGCCAGUAGUACAAACCAACCAUCACGAGACUGGAAAACUCAGAGCUAA